Molecule: messenger RNA, 1226 nt
Organism: Spodoptera frugiperda (fall armyworm)
Lineage: Eukaryota; Metazoa; Arthropoda; Insecta; Lepidoptera; Noctuidae
Exons: 1
Source: RefSeq, a predicted model, not a curated record
ACAAAAGUAGAAAAAUCAGUUCAAGCAUGUAUAACGCAGAAAUUCAGAAGUAAAGCUGUCCAGAUCAAUAUCAAAACAAAAGACCAGGCAUCAUCACCCUUGAAGCCAUCAAUAAUAUCUAGUUCCACAUCCCCGUUUAAAGCUGAGAUCAUCAAAAAAACAUAUCCUUCUGUCUCCAAUCUAAACAAAGUUACAAGAACUGUAUUGAAUAAAGAAGAGCACUCUGAUAGUGAUAUAUCUUUAUAUACACCAUCUGUUGCCACCCACAGUUGUUCGUCAUCAGUGCAAUCAUUACAAGUUCAAUCAUCUUCUGACUGUAGUGAAUUAAUUGCAGAAGACAGAAGACUAGAAGUUGAUAAGACACUGUUGCACACAAUUGGAAAAAUUGAAAAGAAACCUCGAAUAUACAUUGGUGUUCCGAGCAGUUGUUACUACUUAAUUGACAUACUAAAAGCUGAAUUAAAUAUUCCUAAACAUCAUAUAUUGCUAUGUUUAAAUAAGAUACGUUUGGAUGUUAAAUUUAAUCAGCUCACAGAUGAUUAUGGAAUGACUCCAGCAGGUUUAAGCAAGAUAUUUUUAAAAAAUAUACCUCUGAUAGCUAGCUUUAUGCGUCCUUUUAUUGUGGAGCUAGACAGGGAUAUGAUUAAAAGGACCUUACCUAUGGCAUUCAGGCACAAAUAUUAUAAUGUGAGUUGCAUUAUCGACUGCCUUGAAAUUGAGAUCCAAAAGCCAUCUAAGGCAAUAAACCAAGCUCUGACAUGGUCUGAAUAUAAAAAAACAAAUACCAUAAAAUAUUUAAUAUCAUGCACACCAAAUGGAUUGGUUAAUUAUAUUUCUCCUGGAUUUGGAGGCAGGACAACUGACACAUGUGUAGUGGAAUCAUGUGACUUUGUGAAAUCAUUAAAAAGUGGUAUGGUUGUUAUGGCAGACAGGGGCUUUAAGCAUGUAGAGCAGUAUCUCAAAAAAUCAAAUAUUACAUUAGUAAGGCCUCCAAGCGUUGAAACAGGAGUGAAAAUGAGCAAAAGUCAAGCAAAGCUAACCAAACAGAUAGCCAGCUUGAGAAUACAUGUAGAAAGAGUUAUUCGGCGCUUACGUGAAUUUUAUAUGCUUAAACCACAUGCAUGUGUUAAUUUAAAACAUGUAAAAAUACUCGAUGACAUAGUAAUCAUAGCCUGUGCUUUAAUUAAUUUGCAAGAUUCUUUAGUAAAAUAAAACAAAAUUUCAAA